AUGACUUCUGCAGAUUACAAGAUUCAGCCUUACAGUAAUGAGACUGAGAUCAUUUCUAUUCGACCAGUUAGAGCGGUUCUUUCUGUUGUACUCAUUGUUGUCAUUGUGUUAGAUGUGGUGGGAAACGUGCUACUAAUACUCUCUGUGUUCAGAAAUAGCAAACUCAGAAACACAGGUAAUUUCCUAGUUGUGAAUUUGUCAGUAUCUGACCUACUAAUUGCAGUGUACCAUUAUCCUCUAACCUUACGUGCCAUGUUCUUCGAUGGGUGGACACUAGCCUUUCAUCACUGCUUUGCAAGUGGAUUCAUAAUGGCCUUGAGUGUCGUGGGUGCAGAUUUCAGCAUUACAGUAAUCGCCAUCAAUCGUUACUUCUAUAUCUGCCACAGCAAGAUAUACAGCAGAAUAUUUAAUGUGAAACUCACAUGCUGCUGGCUCGGACUGAUAUGGUUUUUUACUUUUCUAGCUCUCAUCCCACAUAUAUUUUUUAAUACGCUCCAGUAUGAUCCACGGAUAUAUUCCUGCACUUUAGCACAGACUGUGAGUUUAGAAUUCACCUUUGCUGCUGUAAUAAUACAUUUUGUAUUUCCAAUAAUUAUUGUUGUGGUCUGCUACUUAAGGAUUUGGUCACUAGCAGUUGCAGCCAAAAAUCGGGUCAGCCAAGGCAGUAAGGAGAAAUUAAGAGCUCAUGCAUUAAAACAUUUUUUUUCAAUAUUUGUGGUUUUUGUAAUUUUUGCAUUUUGCUGGGGCCCUAUGAAUUUUAUAGGUUUAGCAAUAGCAAUUAGCCCAAAUAAGGUUGCACCAAAUAUACCAUUUUGGUUAUUUUGCCUAUCGUACUAUAUGGCUUAUUUUAAUAGUUGCCUGAAUGGUGUUCUCUAUGGAGUACUGAACCAAAAAUUUCAAAAGGAGUAUAUAAAAAUAUUUAUGUCCCUUUGUACUGUCUUUUGUGCUCAUGUCAAAAGAUGA
Protopterus annectens (West African lungfish) is the source of this 963-nucleotide messenger RNA. RefSeq names its product melatonin receptor type 1C-like. The record is from RefSeq and is a predicted model, not a curated record. The transcript has 2 exons. Gene Ontology annotation, biological process: G protein-coupled receptor signaling pathway. Gene Ontology annotation, molecular function: melatonin receptor activity. Lineage: Eukaryota; Metazoa; Chordata; Ceratodontiformes; Protopteridae. The coding region runs from base 1 to 963 and encodes 320 amino acids. Gene Ontology annotation, cellular component: membrane.